AUGGAAAUUCCGGUCAUACACAGAAUAAGCGAUUUUGAAGGGGGCAUAAACACUUUAAACAAUCCAUCUUUCCUUUCCCAAGUUUAUGCACUUUCGGGGAUUGAGAAAAUCUACGAAGCUUAUAGUUUUUUGAAGUGGGGAGCUUUGAUUCUUGCCCUAGUAGCCUCAUUGUCUACCAUAAUCAAUGGACUUAAGAUUUUGAUCAUCAGAUUCCGGCAACACCAUUCUUUACCAGCCCAACCACUUCUUCACGACACGGAUUUUGACACUGACACGGAUUCUUCCUGCUCAUCAUCGGACGACGAACCAGAAUAUGAGGAGCCGUCUAAUUCUCAGAACUGGCGACAAGUUGAUGAGGAUUUUCGGGUUAGAGGCUCGGCUCAUUUUAUCGACGACCAGUGGCAAAACCGUAAUUUUACCCCCCGAACGAGGCUAAGCAGCAUCGGGGAUUUGUUUGCUUGGGCUGAAGAGCUAACAAGCGGAAAAAACGUGGUGAAGCUGUGGGACAACCUAGGGUUAGGGUUCGGUCUGAACCUCGAUGGAAGGGACAAUGUUUUAAACGUGUACGACUUUAACAAAGAAACAAAACUCACUUCAAUUUUUGGUGGGAAGAGCAUCUUUCAGGCGGUUUCAGCACCUUCCUCGUCGCCCGCAGUUGUUGUAUCCGCCUGCGCUGACUCGUCAUCUCGACUAGUGGCUGUCAGCGCGUGGGACACGCGCCUUCAUUGUCAGUUACCGGCUAUUCUAGCAGAAUGGAGGCCCAAAACAUCCGUGGAGAAAAUAGCAGCGGUCAAUGCUGACGGCGUAGAGAAGGUUUACAUCAGGGGUGACGUCACGGGGAAGUUAACGUUGGGUGAUAUGAGGAAAUUGAGCUCGCCGUUAACGGAAUCUGACGUGGAUACUUGGUGGGAUGCUGACGCCGUCAUCGUCUCGGACAAGUCGGUUGACGAAAUGUGA
This is a messenger RNA of Durio zibethinus, 957 nucleotides long. RefSeq lists its product as uncharacterized. NCBI's taxonomy places the organism in Eukaryota, Viridiplantae, Streptophyta, Magnoliopsida, Malvales, Malvaceae. The record is from RefSeq and is a predicted model, not a curated record.